AAAUAUCAUGGAAUUUCAUGAUAAAAAAGAAGGGAGAAGACGAGGAAAUAUCUUGAAAAUUUACCCAAAGAAAAAUGCAGUCAAUCAAUCCACUUCACACACAAUAUUAAAAAGAGUACAGCCAGGGAGGCAGAGUACAUAGCCAAGCCCAGUAGCAAGCAAGUAAAGCAUACCGAUCGAAGUCUUCUUUCCAUUUCAUCAAACUUAAAAAAAAAAAAAAAAGUCGACGUCGUGGUCUCUCCACCACCAUCACCACCAGCAAGAAACCAUGGGGAAUUGCCUGACCUCAUGGUUCUCUUGCUUCCACUCUUCCAACAUCACCCCCACCACUUUCACCUCCUCCGAUGCCAAUUACUCUUCCUCCACACCCCAACCCACAACCACCGCCGGCAGUACGGAGGCCGCCGGAAGCCAGCUAUUAUCCGGCGCCACCGUCUCCACCAGCGACGGAAUCGACCCAGAAAGCGAUCCCCUCUCGCCGAAGGUCAACGGAGGCCGGAUUCUGGAGUCCCCGAGGUUGAAGGUGUUCGCCUUCAGCGAUCUGAAGUCAACGACCAGGAACUUCAAAUCCGACACACUGCUCGGGGAAGGCGGGUUCGGGAAGGUCUACAGAGGAUGGGUCGACGAGAGGACUCUGGCGCCGUGUAAGCCUGGGACUGGCAUAGCCGUCGCCAUCAAGAAAUUGAACGACGAAAGUAUGCAGGGAUUUGAGGAGUGGCAGUCAGAGAUAAACUUUUUGGGCAGGCUAUCGCAUCCAAACUUGGUCAAGUUGUUGGGGUACUGUUGGGAGGAUAAAGAACUGCUUCUCGUCUAUGAAUUCGUCCAAAAGGGAAGCCUGGAGAAUCAUCUCUUUCGAAGGAAUGCUAUGGUUGAGCCAUUGCCUUGGGAUCUUAGACUCAGAAUAGCUAUUGGAGCAGCUCGCGGCCUAGCAUUCUUACACGCAUCCGAUAAGCAGGUCAUCUACCGUGACUUCAAGGCAUCCAAUAUCCUGCUCGAUGGGAUCUACAAUGCAAAAAUUUCAGAUUUCGGGUUGGCAAAGGUAGGCCCUGCAGGUGGUGCAUCUCACGUGACGACAAGAAUCAUGGGAACAUACGGUUAUGUAGCCCCAGAGUACAUUGCCACAGGUCAUUUGUACGUGAAGAGCGAUGUGUACGGUUUUGGAGUGGUGUUGUUGGAGUUAAUGACGGGGCUGAGAGCUAUGGACAAGCACCGACCUAACGGGCAGCAGAACCUAGUGGAUUGGCUGAGACCGACCCUAUCGCAAAAGAGGAAGAUGAAGAACAUCAUGGAUGCUAGAAUGGAAGGGCAAUACUCGUCCAAGGCAAUGUUGCAAGCUGCACAGGUUACACUCAAAUGCCUCGAACCAGACCCCAAAUCCCGCCCUUCCAUGAAAGAGGUACUGGAUGAUUUGGUGAAGAUACAGGCGAUCAAGGACAAACCAAUGCCCUUUAAAAGGGGAUCUGGUUCGGGUUCAGGUUCAGGUUCAGGCUCAGGUUCGGGUUCGAAUCGUUCAACCAAUACUCAUUGCCUCGGCGGCAGACCAGCGUUGAAUCACCAUUAUCAUACCCCUCUGCAAUAAAAGGGGUGUCUGAUGAAUGGUACAAGUUUGAUAAAUAGAGUUAUGUUUGUUUGUACAAAUUUGUUUGUUAUAUUCUUUUGGGAGGAUCUUUGUUGUAUUAGUUAUGAUAUAUAUUUGUUGACGGGAAAUGAUUAUCAUAUAGAUACUCAUUGAUCUUGCAGUUAUGAUUUCUUGCUGCUUAUUCUUUGAACUUUUCAUUUUGGCUAGAAUUCUGACUUAUGAGUGACUUCGCUUUUCUAAUAAUUGUUCUAUGGCCACUAAGUGGAAUGGAAAACUAUGUUCCAAAGGGUAAAUCAAAACAUGAUAC
Linum tenue is the source of this 1886-nucleotide messenger RNA. NCBI's taxonomy places the organism in Eukaryota, Viridiplantae, Streptophyta, Magnoliopsida, Malpighiales, Linaceae. The record is from the annotation of a GenBank genome assembly.